AUGAGUAAUGAAGUUCCGCAUGUAGUAGCUGGUUCAUAUAAAAAGGAUUAUUGUGCGUUUUGUGACGUUUUCAUCCCUCCAUCACUAGUCGGACCGUUUUGGGUAGGGAUAUAUGUGAUUGACAGAGAGUUUGAUAACAAAUAUAGUUCCUAUCAAGUCUGUACUCCGACGAGCAAACGGAUUUCGUUUGAUCCUCUUCCAGCCGGGAUGUAUGAAGUUCGACUCUUUAAAGAUCGAUAUACACGCUUAGCCGUUUCCAAUGUCAUAUACCUUGGAGGGAAAGCCAAGAUCUCUUUUGCCAAAGAUCUUGAAUUCCCGCAUUUGAUAAUUGUUUACUAUCAAGAGAUCUCAACAUCAGAAGACUGGAUCGGCUUAUUCGAAAAAGGUGUCCACUCGAUGAAACAGUUCAUCGCUCGUCAAACUGUUUCCGUCACACAGAGAAAUGUCAAGUUCAACUGCCGACUCCUUAAGGUCGACCCGACACGGUAUGUCGGGGAUAAAUGUAUACUGAGAGAGUUCGAGUUCAGAUACUUUAAGGAACACUCAGUCGUGUCAAGUACAACAGCUCCGUCGGGAUACUCAAAGUCAUUUACUUUGGACUUCCCGUCACUCCAUGCCGAGAGAUUAACGGUCGACGCUAUUCAUGUCAUAUGGAAGAACACACACCACAACAUCUGGAUCGGUGUCUAUAAAGACAAGAACGCCACGUCGUAUAUGACGUAUGAGUACGCAAAUCAAGACUGCGACUUCAUUAACUUUAAAGUGAAAUAUGUUGAAGGAGAAACUUGGGAAUUCAGGAUGUUUUCAACACAAUCAAAGGAAAUGCUUUGGAAGUGUGAAUUGACUAAAACAUUGUUUAACUAA
This is a messenger RNA of Entamoeba invadens IP1, 864 nucleotides long. RefSeq lists its product as hypothetical. The record is from RefSeq and is a predicted model, not a curated record. The transcript is spliced from 2 exons. Bases 1 to 864 code for a protein of 287 amino acids. Lineage: Eukaryota; Evosea; Mastigamoebida; Endamoebidae.